AUCUAUACAAGCUGAAUUAUAGUAACUAAUUUUUUGAUAACAAAUUCGAGUUUUACUAAUUUACCAAAAAAAAAAAUUAGAUUUGAACUCAACUCGUUUAUUAAAAUAAGUAUUUGCUCUCGAGCCCCGAACUGUUCGCAGACAACCGACGGGUCGUUCCACUUGCGGUCCUGCAGGGAGCAAAUAGUUGUCGUUUCAGUUCUCAGUUACCGAUACUCUCAGCUCUCAGUCGCGUGAAUACACCGUUGUCUUUAGUCGACGAAUCUCUUUGUUUCAGCUAGUUUUGUCGGAAUUGUUAGAAAUGCAAGCUUCAGCAUAUGCAGUCAGAGGAGGUGUGAGUUUGGACAGUCAAAAGCGUAGGGUUUUACUGCCAGGUUCCGGGGACUUUAGGAAGAGGAGUUUAGCUUUGAACAACCUGUGCACAACGACGGGAAGGUCCGAUUGCUUCGGAUUGCGCCUUGGUUCGGUAGACAUGGAGUUCGAGCUUGCUCGUACGAGAGCGGGCGUCUUUCGGUCGCCCGCCAAAUCCAGAUCAGUAGUCAGGGCUCAAGCUUCUGAAAGUGAUAUUGAGGAUGUGGCUCCUGCCAAAAUCCAAGGGAAGACUUCUGGAUCUGUUCUGCCGUAUGUUGGUGUCGCCUGCUUGGGUGCCAUUUUGUUUGGAUAUCAUCUAGGGGUGGUGAAUGGUGCUCUUGAGUACCUCUCCAAGGAUCUCGGGAUUGCUGACAACACUGUCCUUAAAGGAUGGGUAGUCAGCGCUCUUCUGGCUGGUGCCACUGUUGGUUCAUUUACCGGGGGCGCAUUGGCUGACAAGUUUGGCAGAACAAAAACUUUUCAGCUAGAUGCGAUUCCACUUGUUGUAGGAGCAUUCCUUUGUGCCACAGCCCAGAGUGUACAGACAAUGAUAAUUGGCCGUUUACUUGCUGGCAUUGGAAUUGGUAUCUCCUCUGCUAUAGUUCCACUUUACAUAUCUGAGAUCUCACCAACUGAAAUUCGCGGCACACUUGGUUCUGUCAACCAACUUUUUAUCUGCAUUGGAAUUCUUGCAGCAUUGGUGGCUGGGUUGCCCUUAGCGGGAAAUCCUUUAUGGUGGAGGUCAAUGUUUGGUGUAGCUCUUAUCCCCUCUGUCUUGUUGGCUUUGGGAAUGGCAUUUUCUCCAGAAAGCCCUCGAUGGCUUUUUCAGCAAGGGAAAGUUUCUCAAGCUGAAAUGUCUAUAAAAACACUAUUUGGAAAAGAAAGAGUUGCUGAGGUUAUGAAUGACUUUAAUGCAGCAAGUCAAGGUUCUUCAGAACAAGAAGCUGGGUGGUUUGACCUUUUUAGUAGCCGCUAUUGGAAAGUCGUCAGUGUUGGCGCAGCACUUUUCUUGUUCCAACAACUAGCUGGAAUAAAUGCUGUUGUAUAUUAUUCAACAUCUGUUUUCCGAAGUGUUGGUAUUGCAUCUGAUGUGGCAGCUAGUGCUCUUGUUGGAGCAUCAAAUGUUUUUGGUACAACUAUAGCAUCCUCUUUGAUGGAUAAACAAGGAAGGAAAAGUCUUCUAAUUACAAGCUUUGCUGGAAUGGCUCUAUCAAUGCUAUUGCUUUCCUUGUCGCUCACUUGGAAGGUCCUGGCACCAUAUUCUGGCACCCUUGCAGUUCUUGGGACGGUUCUUUAUGUUUUGUCCUUUUCACUUGGCGCUGGUCCAGUGCCUGCUCUUCUACUUCCGGAGAUAUUUGCAUCCAGAAUCAGAGCAAAAGCAGUUGCCCUGUCAUUGGGCAUGCAUUGGAUAUCGAACUUCAUCAUCGGCCUGUAUUUCUUGAGUUUUGUAACCAAGUUUGGGAUCAGCUCGGUGUACUUGGGAUUCUCAACGGUCUGUCUUCUAGCUGUCUUGUACAUAGCCGGUAACGUUGUGGAGACAAAAGGACGAUCACUGGAGGAAAUUGAGCGUGCUCUUAACCCUGCAAUUUGAUCGCGAUAAUCUUCGAUUUGCCCGGAUGGUAACAACAAGGGUAUUUGCAGUCAACUGACCCGUUGAAGGUUACUUCUCUCGAUGGCGAUCUCAAACUCUGCAGAAAUUACAUAUUGGAGGCUGGAGGUUGCUGCUGCUGCUUUUUUUUGUUAAUCCCUCAUUUUGCUGUAUUUUACCAUUAUUUUUGGCAUUUAACUUGACAUCUUUGGAAGUUGAACCAGGGUUUGUGUGAAAUAUGAGCAAGAUGGUCUUUUCUUCAA
Rhododendron vialii is the source of this 2202-nucleotide messenger RNA. Its product is annotated as plastidic glucose transporter 4. The record is from RefSeq and is a predicted model, not a curated record. Gene Ontology annotation, biological process: carbohydrate transport; transmembrane transport. Bases 302 to 1942 code for a protein of 546 amino acids. Lineage: Eukaryota; Viridiplantae; Streptophyta; Magnoliopsida; Ericales; Ericaceae. Gene Ontology annotation, molecular function: carbohydrate:proton symporter activity. The transcript is spliced from 14 exons. Gene Ontology annotation, cellular component: membrane.